Zingiber officinale is the source of this 2293-nucleotide messenger RNA. RefSeq names its product protein SHORT-ROOT 1-like. Gene Ontology annotation, molecular function: sequence-specific DNA binding; DNA-binding transcription factor activity. The coding region runs from base 471 to 2036 and encodes 521 amino acids. The transcript has a single exon. NCBI's taxonomy places the organism in Eukaryota, Viridiplantae, Streptophyta, Magnoliopsida, Zingiberales, Zingiberaceae. The record is from RefSeq and is a predicted model, not a curated record. Gene Ontology annotation, biological process: leaf development; regulation of DNA-templated transcription; radial pattern formation. Gene Ontology annotation, cellular component: nucleus.
CACAAGGACCACCUCGGUCAAUCUUGGAACAUCCAUGAACGUAUAUUUAUGUGACAAAAAGUAAAGAAAAAGAAGUGAAAUUAAAAGAGAAAGGAAAGGAAAGAAAAAGCAAAGCGGCAGCAGGGAGGAAAAAGAAAUGGACUCCUCCAUACUUCCCACUCAUCGACUGCACCAAAAGCAUCAAAAGAAAGGCAUGCACCCACCACCCACUGUCCACUGACCAAAGUUAAGAUUUUGACAACCCCUGUUCCUCUCAGUCUCUGCAUUUCAUUUCUCUUCUCUUCUCUUCUCCCGUUAAGAAAACUCCAACACCAAGAUAUCUUCUCUCUCCCUCAUCUUCUUUUAAACCCCAAUCCAUCGCCUUCCUUUUCUCAUCGUCAUCGAUCUCCUUAAUUCCAAACGACCAUUCCCUUCUUCCUUUUGUAUUGUCUCUCUGCCUCCGUCUCUCUAUAUGUGGAAGCGUGGGGCUGAUGGACACCCUAUUUAGAUUUUUUAGCCCGCAAUCCAAUUCUCAUAAUCAGCAAUCUUCCUACGAUCUGAGUCGAAAUUCAAGCAGCUCCAGGUCAUCGGGUGAUCCGUCUCUGCAUCAGAUCAGCAGUAACUACUACUUGGAGCAACCCAAUUAUUCGUUCCCUCAUCAGGAUCCGUACUCGCAUCGAGAUCAAGAAUGCGGCACCGAUCAUCGCGACCUUUACAUGGAUGAAGACUUCUCCUCCUCCUCCUCCUCCAAGCACUUGGGCCACCGUCCGCCCGCCACGUCGACCCCGGUGUUCGACCCCGCUGCAGCGGCGGCUGAUCUCAACCUCGACAUCUUCUCUUCGCCCGUUUCCUCCUCCUCCACUGCCGCCGCCGCAUCGGACGGCGGGGGGAGGUGGGCGUCGAAGCUGCUGCUCGAGUGCGCGCGCGCCGUGGCAGCGCGCGACACCCAGCGGGCUCAGCAUCUGACGUGGAUGCUCAACGAACUGGCCUCGCCUUACGGGGACGCCGAGCAGAAGGUGGCCGCCUACUUCCUGCAGGGCCUCUUCGCUCGGCUGACGUCGUCCGGGCCGCGAACGCUGCGGACCCUCACGGGCGCCUCAGACCGCAACUGUUCCUUCGAGUCUGCCCGCCGAACUGCGCUGCGUUUCCAGGAAGUCAGCCCCUGGUCCUCCUUCGGCCACGUGGCUGCCAACGGAGCUAUACUCGAGGCCUUCCUCGAGGAGACGCCGCAGCGACUGCACAUCCUCGACCUCAGCACCACCUUCUGCACGCAGUGGCCGACACUCUUGGAGGCGCUCGCCACGCGCUCGGCCGACGACACGCCGCACCUCACCAUCACCACUGUGGCCGCGGCCUCUUCAUCCAUGCAACGCGUGAUGAAGGAGAUCGGUCAGCGGAUGGAGAAAUUCGCGCGCCUCAUGGGCGUCCCCUUCCGCUUCAACGUCAUCCACCAUCCCGGCGACCUAUCCUCUCUCGACUUGGACGACCUCGACCUCAGCGGCGAUAACUCCGUCUCCGGCCUAGCCGUUAAUUGUGUCAAUGCCUUGCAUGCCAUCUCACCGAGCGGCCGGCGGCGGGAUGGCUUUCUGGCCGCCAUCCGAAGGCUGCGGCCGCGGAUCGUGACUGUCGUGGAGGAAGAGGCCGACCUCGCGAGUAGCGAGGCGCCGGAGGAAGGGGAGGCGUUCGUGAAGGUGUUUGAGGAGAGCUUGCGAUUCUUCACGGCUUACCUGGAGUCGCUGGAGGAAAGCUUCCCUCGCGCAACCAACGAACUUCUGGCGCUGGAGAGGGCGGCUGGGAGGGCAGUGGUGGAUCUCGUCUCGUGCUCGCCUUCCGAGUCGGAGGAAAGGAGGGAGACGGCGGCAGCAUGGUCGAGACGGAUGCGCACGGCGGGGUUCGCGCCAGCGGCCUUCAGCGAGGACGUGACCGACGACGUGAGGGCGCUGCUGCGAAGGUACCGAGAGGGUUGGUCGAUGCGGGCGCCUGCGGCCGACGAAGCCGGCGUGUUCCUGGAAUGGAGGGAGCAGGCGGUGGUGUGGGCGAGCGCCUGGAAGCCAUGAGAGACGGAAAACGAACGGGCCCAGCCCUGUCGGCACGUGCGGGGCAUUCAAUUCUUCUUUGCAUCUCCUCCCACCAAAAAAACCGGCACGCGUUUAAUUAAACUCGAUAUAACGGAAAUCUGUGACACGAAGGAAGGAGAGGAAACGAUCUUUAGUCGUCUUGUUAUUGUGAGAGCUUAAAAUGUAGUAUCUUAUUCUUUUUCUUCAAAUCAAACUCAACCCGACUCAUUGAAUAAAAUCCAUGUCUUUUACAUUAA